CUGUGAUGUAUAGAGUUUGUUAUAUGGUUUUUUUUAUACCAUAGGGAUGUUCUGCCACUUUUCCACAAGUGCCAGACGCAAAGUGGGUAGAGUCUUUGCUGGAUUUGGGCGUGCUCCUUCAGAUGCAUUGAUCUAACAUGUCACACACAUGCUCUGUUGACAAAAGAUCAAGAUUGUUAUCAUACACUGGGCAUUGUCUUGUUGAAAAAUUAAAUUGUGCUGAUUAGUGGUAUACAAACAGCAUGGCAGCAGACUGCAGAAAAAAAGGUUGUUAAUGUACCAUCGAGCUGUCAAAUUCCCUUCAAUGAUGACGUACAUACCAUGCAAGUUUUGCCUUAAUACUACCAUCACCAAACCUGUCACAGUCCACCAUGUGAUUAUCUGUCUAUUCUAACCUUCACUGCAACAUCAAAAAACACGCUUACAUCUAUCUGAGAGAUAAAGGGUGAAUGAAGACUUGUCAGAAUAGAGUUAAUGGCACCAUCUUUGUUUAGGAAACACAUUUGGACGGUGUUGUUGCAACUAUUGGAGUCUGAAUUCAUGUCGGUGAUGAUUAAGGGGCAUUCCCAGCAUGACGCGACUUGAUGUCAUAGGAGCAGAGAUGCCUCAUCUUUGUGCAAUUCUAAACCAGCAGUUGCACGAGAGCUGCAACCUUAUGAAACAAUCCUGACAUGGUAAUGGUUUUGUUACCUUGGCCAGUUUGAGGGCAGUCAGCAGUAAUACCAGUAGAUACACAUUUUGGAGACUAUGUGGAUAUGGGUAUUGCAGUUAUACAUUCAGAACAAGUCAGUGUCUGGGAUGGUCACAUAAAGGAAGGUCUUUUAAUUAAAUGAGUGUAGAAGAGGAGAAUGCACAAGGAAAACAAUGAUCUGCACGAUGAGGAGAAAUUGGACAGCGGUCAUCGGAGAGAUGACCAGGACCGGACCUCAAAGUAUGAUGUACCUAUAGACAGUGGUCAUCAGAGAGAUGACCAGAAUGAGACCCCAAAGUAUGAUGUACCUAUAGACAAGGGAUGGGCAUGGGUCGUUCUGUUCAGUACUUUCACUAUGGGACUUUUUGUCAUUGGAGGAGUGAAAUCCUUUGGUGUUUUACUGGUGGAGUUUGCCAGGGUCUACAAUAUUCCUCAGAGUCAGAUCACAACUAUACAGUCCAUCACAAGCUUCUUCUUCCUCUCACUGAGUACAUUUUCCAAUUGGUUGUGUGAGCGUUUUACAUACCAGAAGGUUAUAUUUGUUGGGGGCUUAUUUACAAGCUCUGGAUUGAUUCUGAGCUUCAUGGCCCCUUCUAUAGAAGUGAUGUACAUAACUUAUGGUGUCCUAACAGGUUUCGGAUUUGGUCUCACAUUUCCUCCAAGUGUUGUAGUCAACACCCGCCACUUCAACAAACGAAGAGGACUAGCCAAUGGCAUCAAUAUGGCUGGAGCUGCCCUUGGAGGAAUCUGCAUGCCUAUCCUGAUGCAGAUGCUGAUCGAUAAUUAUGGUCUGAAAGGUUGCAUGUUGAUUCUAGGAGGAAUCAUGGCUAAUAUUUGCCCCUGUGCUUUGCUCCUUAGGCCUGUGCACAAAUAUCCAAAAUUGGCACCAGAGGAGGUAGAACUCAAGAAAUUGGAUCCAAAUGGAUGUAGAGAAAAAGAUUUGAAUGAGGUGCAUUUCUUGAAUGAUGUCAUUGAAAUCACGGUACCGGAGGAUUCUAGUAAUAUGAAAGUUACGAGUGAACACCAAAGUGUGAAGUCGGGUGAAGUAAGGAUGAAAUUGUUAGACGAAACUGAGAGCCAAAAUCAAUCUCCAUUUUUGAGCAGACGACAAACCAAGACAUUAGAAAACAACUCGAUAAAAGCUGGCAUCGCAGGGUUAUCGACCAUAUCGCUAUCAUGCCAAAGUAUUCCGGUAGCACUCUCCACAGUUGAAGAGCAUUCACUGGGUACAUCCCAUGAAAAGCAGGCAACUGCAUGCUCUAAGUUUUGUGGAAAUUUGAACCUCAAUCUUUUCAAAAACUUCCAUUUUACGAUGUUUGUUUUUUCAUUUUUCUUCCUUGCCUACGCUUAUCACUCAAUCUUUCUUAUACUUCCAUCCUAUGGUAUUGAGCAAGGAUUCACUAGACACCAGAGCAUGUCACUUAUUCCCGCCUUUGGCGUGGCAGACGUUGUUGGACGCCUGAUAGCAGGAGUCAUCAAUGACAAGUGCGUUCGAUGGAGGAAGGAGAUAUUCAUUAUUUAUGCAGUACUUUAUAGUUUAGGAUAUAUUCUUACUCCACUGUUCUAUGAUUAUUGGUACAUCCUCUUCUGGUGUGUUUCAUUUGGGAUCUUUACUGGCGGAUACAAUGGGUCUUUUGUCAUCAUGAUUGUUGAUCGAGUUGGUAUGGACCUCUUACCAAGUGCUUGGGGAUUCUUAUGUGUGAUUGUUUCCAUUGCAUUGCUCAUAAAUCCAGUUUUAUCAGGUAUGGAAUAUUUCUUUGCAGAUACAGUGAAAGCUGCCAAACCUGGCACCUGUGCAAUCCUUUUCACUGGGCACUCCGACUUUUAUUUUCAUUCUCAAUUUUAUAUUUUCAUUGUUUUUACACUGUUUUAUAUAACAGUACUGUAUCACGACAAAAAAAAAUUGUCUCCCAGUGCAUGUCGGAUUAGACAGUUUUCAUUGUACCUUGUUUAAUGUAUGUAAAGUGUUAAGAAUCAUUUAACAUUGUUCAGUUUAGUAGUUAGUUUCUUUUAAAUGCUAUUUCAGUACAAUUGGAAUCAGGAUGGAGAGUUUUCUAUUAUGACAAUCAAUUGAAUGUUUUUAUUAGAGAGAGAGAGAGAGAGAGAGAGAGAGAGAGAGAAAGAGAGGGAUGCAAUCUUUUUAAAACAACUUUUUGAGUACUAGUUGGAACAGAUAUGCAUUGUUUACCACUUUUUUACUUGCACAGGAGGUUUGAAAGAUAUUUCUGGUACCUGGUCAACGUCCAUUUUGGUGGCGGCUUCCUUUUCACUCAUUGCUUGUGCUCUUCUGAUCCUAGAGGUCAUCAUUACCAGAAUACAGAAGAGAGGGACCACAGGAAAAAAGCCUCAGGAAUAGGGUUUCUGUCAAAAUGUGAAACAUAAGAUUUUGCUGGGUUUUCUUCUCUAUACAACAUUUAUUCAGGUAUAUAGUCAGGUUUUUACAUAACCCUUACAACCCAACCUGACCAGGGGGUACAGGGUUUUAAGAAUUUCAACCCUUUCACUCACACAUUCACACGGACUGAUAUUCAUGCUAAACAAAGCAAGAAAAUUGGCAAUGUACUUUGGCUGAGUUCAUGAAUAUCAUACUAUGAUAAUUAACAAUCAGAUGUAUGUUGUAAUACCAAGGUUGUUAAUAAAAAGAAUAGUACAUUAAACAAACUAUUGAUUGAAUAUACAUUUAGUAUAUACUCAUUUUUUGCUGUUGUACUAGUUAUGUCACACGUUAAAUAAGGUACAAUGGUUUAUGACUUUGUUUUUGCCCAUCUGUUAUACUGUAUACUUUUCUGGUCAAAAUUGCCCCUUACAUGACCCUUAAAGUUAUUAUAUAUUUGUUUGUGCCAUAAAGGAAAGUCUUUUUUUUUUUUAAAGUCGGUGCUUAAUAAACCUUCUCAUGAACUGCGGAACCAGAAAAUAGCCAAAACUUAAAUGAAGGCUUAUGCUUGCUUGUAUGAUGAAGAUUAAAAUUUGUCAAAGACAACUGUCAGAUUGUCUGUCCCCAGUUUUUCAAAUUAAAACAAAUCAAACUUACUUUAUAGAUGUUAACAUUGCCACUUUUGUUGCACAUGUAUUAAUUACGAGGGAUAAAUUGUAGAUUACUUAUUUGUUAAAUUAGAUUGAUGGUUUAUUUGUUGAUUAUAAGAUUAUCUUUAUUGAUUACUAGCUUUUAACCUGUAUCAAUUGUAGCUAAAGUCAUCUGGAGGAUGUCCUCCACUUCAAACAGGGGUGGGAGGAAUUUGGGAACCCCCCCCCCCCCCUCCUUCCCCUGUUCAAGAUUUCCCACAGGAAAUUCUCCAGAUUACAGCCUUUUCUGAAUUUCCUUUUUAGGGGUUGUAUACUGUUCCAAGUCCCUGCACUUUUAGUAUAUACAUUUAAACAUGCUUAACUUAUGGACAUGCUUGUAACAAAUUCAUGACAAGUGAUAUUUUUCCCUUGAUAAAGGUAAGUAAUGAAAAUUUUAAUGGUUAUAGUCAAUUUUUGUGAAUACAAACUGCUUUUAGCUGGCCCAGGAGGUUCGCUAUAAGAGUCUUUUACUGUAAGUGAUAUUUGGGCUUUGAAAGAAAAUGAACAACAACAUUAACUUAGCGAUGAAAUCAGAUUUGUUCAACUUGUAUUAAAAGGAAGAUAUCAGAGGUUUAGAAAUUAACUAAACCCAAUGUUGUAUUGAAAGGAAGAUAUAUGGUCAGUUUAGAAAUUAAUUAAACCCAAUGUACGUUGUAUUGAAAGGAAGAUAUGAGUGGUUUAGAAAUUAAUUAAAUCCAAUGUUCUAUUGAAA
This is a messenger RNA of Ostrea edulis (European flat oyster), 4466 nucleotides long. Its product is annotated as monocarboxylate transporter 12-like. Gene Ontology annotation, biological process: transmembrane transport; monocarboxylic acid transport. The transcript is spliced from 6 exons. Gene Ontology annotation, molecular function: monocarboxylic acid transmembrane transporter activity. Bases 849 to 2645 code for a protein of 598 amino acids. NCBI's taxonomy places the organism in Eukaryota, Metazoa, Mollusca, Bivalvia, Ostreida, Ostreidae. The record is from RefSeq and is a predicted model, not a curated record.